AUGUCUGGGACCAGUUUACCGUCAAGAGAUGAGGCAAAGAAAUGGAUUGUGGGUGGCAACUUUCGUGAGGAUCCCGAAAAGCUGAAGUCGCACGUCUCCGAUGGAGGGCAAGGACUAGGAGAUCCCGAAGAAGUCGACUUUGAUUUCCCACCGACGGCCUUGGAGCCCAGGCACAUCGACGAGACGGGUGAAGACUUCCUGGUUUUGGAUUUCCUGGACGGCGAUGUAGAGAAUCCAUUCAAUUGGAGCCCGACCAGGAAAAGGUGCAUCUCGACGCUCCUCUGCCUCAUGACACUCUUUGUCGGUCUUGCUACUACCGCCUAUAGUUCCGGAAUCGCGUCCAUGACCCGAGAUCUGGGCGUGUCCUCAGAGCUUGGCCAGCUGGGACUCUUCACUUUCAACUUCGUGUGUGCCCUUGCCCCUUUAUUCCUCGCACCCUUCUGCGAACUUGUUGGUAGGAGAGUGGUUUAUGUUGGUGCUUAUGUUCUAUUCGCUGUUAUGUUCGUGGGACUGGCACUUGGGAAGAAUAUAGCCACGAUCCUGGUCUGUCGGGCGCUCUUGGGCUUGUUUGGCAGUGUUGGGACAAUUUUGGUGGGAGGCACAUUCAGCGAUAUGUAUGCUCCUGAUGAUCGGGCGGUGCCUAUGGCGAGCUUCUCCUAUGUGGCUAUCCUGGGAACAGUCGCGGCCCCUAUAUAUGCAGGCUUCAUUGACGAAACCAUUGGAUGGAGGUGGAUUGAAGGGAUCCAGGGUUUGGCAAACAUACCCUUGAUUAUACUGGUCGCAAUCUUCCUGCAAGAAACCCGUGGCGGUGCUAUCAUAACAAAGCGGGCAGGCAUACUCCGCGAUAAAACAGGCGACCAGCGAUACAAAGCCAAGGAAGAGCUCGAAGCUCCAAAUUUAAAGCACAUGCUUCACAAUUCCUCUGUAAAAGCCGUUAAAAUGCUUCUUACAGAGCCAGCCGUGUUUGUCUUCGGACUCUGGAUCGGGUUUGCCUGGUUUGUAACCUUUCUUUUCCUAUCAGUGAUACCCAUAACCUUUCAAGAAAAACGUGGUUGGGGCGAAGGAGUUGGCGGUCUCCCUUACAUCUCUCUUUGCAUUGGUACCACCCUCGGCUUUGCAACCAACUUUUUCCAAAUCCGCAAGUAUAAAGCCAUUUCGGAGUCUCAAGACCGGAGGAUUGUUCCCGAAUCGCGCCUGUACGGAGCAAUGUUCGGCGCCAUCUGGCUCCCCAUCGGGCUCUUCAUCUACAGCUUCACGCAGUACGGGUAUUUAUCCUGGGUCGGACCGGCUGUAGCGCUCGCUCCGAUCGCAGUGGGGAUUUUCUUCAUCUUUGAGUCAACGUACAGCUUUACGUCGGACUGUUACGGAGAGAACUCAUCGUCAGCUAUCGCGGGCCAAGGCCUGUUGCGCAAUACCCUCGGAGGAGUGGCACCGCUGUUUGCAACGCAGUUCUUCCAAAAUGUCGGGAAUCAGUUCGCAGGCCUCAUUCUAGCUUUAGCUGGCUCGCUGCUGGCGUUGAUUCCAUUCUUGUUUUUCAAGAAGGGAAAGCAGAUCCGAGCGCGGUCGAAGUUGGCAGAGUCGCAGCACGGGGACGAAGAGCAAAAGCGGAAGACGAAGUUAUAUUUGUACAGAUAA
This is a messenger RNA of Talaromyces atroroseus, 1635 nucleotides long. RefSeq lists its product as hypothetical. Lineage: Eukaryota; Fungi; Ascomycota; Eurotiomycetes; Eurotiales; Trichocomaceae. The record is from RefSeq and is a predicted model, not a curated record. Gene Ontology annotation, biological process: transmembrane transport. The coding region runs from base 1 to 1635 and encodes 544 amino acids. Gene Ontology annotation, molecular function: transmembrane transporter activity. The transcript has a single exon.